GUUGUCAUGGCAGCAUCAUCGAUAUUGUUCCUGGGACUGCUUGCAUAUUUCGCCGAUAUGAGUAGUAGCAGAAGAGCUGGUAUAAUAACGACCUGGCUGGGUAUUCAGGAAGAAGGAACCCACACCAUUACACUCUCCACUCAUCGCAGGCUUCUUGGAGGGAGUGCAAAGAAGGAGGUGAACAGGAUGUGGGGUGACCAGAAAUGUAGGAAGGAAGAUAUAGUGAUAAGGCAGGGGUCGACGGCGCCGCUGGCGAGUGGGGUUCCGACGUACACGGUGGAGGUGACCAACAUGUGUGGGAGCGGGUGCGAUAUCUCCGGCAUCCACGUCAGCUGUGGGUGGUUCAGCUCGGUGCGUCUGAUAAACCCCAAGGUGUUCAAGCGUCUUCGCUACAAUGACUGCCUCCUCAAUGACGGCAAAGCCUUAGCCGUCGGCGCUACUCUCUCCUUUCAGUACGCCAACACCUUCCUCUAUCCUCUCGCCGUUUCCUCCGUCUCCUGCGCUUGA
This is a messenger RNA of Neltuma alba, 507 nucleotides long. Its product is annotated as TPD1 protein homolog 1-like. The record is from RefSeq and is a predicted model, not a curated record. NCBI's taxonomy places the organism in Eukaryota, Viridiplantae, Streptophyta, Magnoliopsida, Fabales, Fabaceae. Gene Ontology annotation, biological process: cell fate determination. The transcript is spliced from 3 exons. Bases 7 to 507 code for a protein of 166 amino acids.